Molecule: messenger RNA, 2492 nt
Organism: Eptesicus fuscus (big brown bat)
Lineage: Eukaryota; Metazoa; Chordata; Mammalia; Chiroptera; Vespertilionidae
Gene: RCAN3
Product: RCAN family member 3
Exons: 5
Coding region: 339-1064 (241 amino acids)
Biological process (GO): calcium-mediated signaling
Cellular component (GO): nucleus; cytoplasm
Molecular function (GO): calcium-dependent protein serine/threonine phosphatase regulator activity; nucleic acid binding
Source: RefSeq, a predicted model, not a curated record
GGGGCGGGCACGGCGGGGCGGGGCGGGAGCGCGCGGGGCUGGGCGCGCGCGACGCCAGCAGCUCGGCUGGGCCUUCACGACGCCGGUCCCCCGGCCGAGGCGGUCUCUCCCGCCGGCGACGAGGGUGUGGCGGCCAGACUGCCCGCAGCGACUCUGCCUCGUCCACCGCCCGGUGCGUCUCGCCGGGUCCGGCUCCUGCUGGCGUCCGGCUCCCACGCAGCCCCGCCCGGCCUCCCCCGGCUGCCCGCCUGCCUGCAGCGGAGCUGCCGAGGGCGCAGUAGAUGCCUGGUAGACAUCUUAGAACUUUAACAACAGAGAAGACCUGCUUUUAGGGGAAAAUGCUGAGGGACACUAUGAAAUCUUGGAAUGAUAGCCAGUCAGGUCUCUGUAGCAGUGACCAGGAGGAGGAAGAAGAGAUGGUUUUUGGUGAAAAUGAAGAUGACUUGGAAGAGAUGAUGGACCUAAGUGAUCUGCCCACCUCUCUCUUCGCCUGCAGUGUCCAUGAAGCAGUGUUUGAGGUGCAAGAGCAGAAGGAGAGGUUUGAAGCGCUUUUCACCAUCUAUGAUGAGCAGGUGACGUUUCAGUUGUUUAAAAGCUUCCGAAGAGUCAGAAUAAAUUUCAGCAAGCCUGAAGCAGCAGCCAGAGCGCGGAUAGAACUCCACGAAUCAGACUUCAACGGGAAGAAGCUGAAGCUGUAUUUUGCACAGGUUCAGGUGGCCCGUGAAACACGAGACAAGUCGUAUCUACAGCCGCCCCAGCCGGUCAAGCAGUUCCUCAUCUCCCCUCCCGCGUCUCCUCCGGUGGGGUGGAAGCAGGGGGACGACGCAAUGCCGCUUUUAAAUUACGAUUUACUCUGCGCUGUUUCCAAACUGGGACCAGGAGAGAAAUACGAACUUCACGCAGGAACUGAGUCCACACCCAGCGUGGUGGUUCACGUCUGUGAAAGUGAAACGGAAGAGGUAGAGGAAACAAAAAACCCCAAACAGAAAAUUACCCAGACCAGGCGCCCUGAACCUCCAGCCACAGCACUGAGCGAGCCCCAGACCUUCGACUGUGCCCCGUGAGGCCUGAUUGUGGCACGAGGCAGCUGCCAUCGUGGGUGCUGGUCGUGGAAACGGUGCCCCCUGCUGGGGCACUGCUGCUCGUGGUGUAGGUGAGGUGAGCAGGGCAUGAGACGCAGUGUGUUCACCAAGCCUGCGCCGUGGACAUGGCAGUCUAGAGUAGAGGCUGAUACUCUGAGAAGCGCUGUAAGGAUUAGCCCCCAACAUGCAGCAUCUCUUGACCACUUUGAACAGUAGCAAAUUAGGAACACGGCUCCCUCCAGGAAUGUUCCUUUCCCUGAUUCUGUGUAGCAUGGAGUACCCCAAAACUAAAGCUAUAGCCACCGAGUGCAGUCCCAUUUUUAUGAAUUUAAAAGUAGUCUUACAGUUUUAAUAAUCUAGUGUGGGUAUUUUUGUACUGGUAUAACAGCUUCUAACUAAAUCUCUUGAUCAAAGCUUAAUUACUAUUCAGUAUACCUGAAAUUUUUUGCACGUAAAGAAACCUGAAGUAUAGAAUAAUUCGUAGAAAAUCAUUUUUCUCUAGUAUUUUGUUUUCUUUAACUUUGGGGAAGAAAUGCCAAAUUCACUUUGACUAUCAGAAUCGAAUGGCACAAAUCCAUGUGCAUACUGUUCUCUGACUUGGAAAGCGAUGCACACACAACUGUCCUCGUGUGUGGUCCCUCCCAGAGAAAGAGCUGCUGCUUUGGAUGGGGGCGUCACCGGGGAGCUUGCCUGGUUAUGACUCAGGUGGCUGCUGCAGUCUGCCGCUUGUGACCGUGUUCUAGCCUGUAGCAUCCCAAACUGCUCCCAGCCACCUGCUAAGCUUUCCUGUGCUAUACAUAUUUGUGUGUCACUCGUAGACUUUAAAUUAGAAAAGGAAAUGGUAAGAUUCUAUCUAAUAAAAGAGUAAUAUGCAAAUUGACCGUACCUCGGCUAUACCCGUAAGCCACGCCCACCAGCCAAUCAGGAGUGAGUAUGCAAAUUAAUCCAACCAAGAUGGCUGCGACCACAGAGCGAACAGGAGGCUUGGGUUUCCCUGGCAAUGGAGGAAGCCAAGCUUCCUGCACACACUGGCCAGCCCAGGCCUCCGCUCAAGGCUACAAAGUUUCAAUUAUAAAGAUAAAUAAACCCCAGAUACCAGGGCCUCCGCUUGGGUCGCCAGGGGGCGUGGCCGGCCUGCAAACCACCACAGGCCCCUCGCCCAGGCCUCCCCAUGCCCCAAGGGAACCCCCAUCCUGAUCCAGAACACCCUUCAGAGCAAACCAGCUAGCCCCCAACCAUGCAGCAGGUCUCUAUCCUAUCUAAUAAGAGAGUAAUAUGCAAAUUGACUGUCACUCCAACACACAAGAUGACUGCCCCCAUGUGGUCAAAGAUGGCUUCCCCCAUGUGGACACAAGAUGGCCAGCAGGGGAGGUCAGUUGGGAGGGAUCAGGCCAGCAGGGGAGGGCAGUU